AUGGAAGCCUUAGACGGGCCGGUGUUGUUUCGUGUGGCGGACGCUACCGGCGAUGCUGUUACCACCAUCGCCAACGUCGCCUCCGUCUCCCGCGCCUUCGCCCGUGUCGCCCGCUCGGAGCUGUGGCCGUGUUACUGCCUCGCGCGCGCCGCGCUUGCGGAAGACGGCGAGGCGGCGGCGGUGGCGGCGGUGGCGGAGCGCUUGGUGCGCGAAGCGGGCAGCGCCGAUGCGCCGCGAAACGCGGCGAGCAGCCUGGCGCGGUGCAUGAGUGCGUGCCCGGGCGUGAUUCGCGCCUGCUCCAUCGCGCUGCGACUGAACGCGGCUGCUGAGGCAAAAUCGGCCGACGCAGAAUCGGGUGAGGCAGAAUCGGGUGAGGCAGAACCGGGCGAGGCAGAACCGGGCGAGGCAGAACCGGGCGAGGCAGAACCGGGCGAGGCAGAACCGGGCGAGGCAGAACCGGGUGAGGCAGGAUCUGGGCCCGAGUCGGGACGGUGGUCGCGGUCGUCCGCGGAAGACUCAACAGAAUCGCGGAGCGAGACGGAGGAGGACAGCGGCGCAGACAGGGGAAGCGUGGGUGCGGGAGGCGGUAAGGGAAGUGACGACGCCAAUCCCCAUGUCAGCGAUUCCUGUGCCCUCUCCUCCUCCCUGGCCACUCGGCUUUUUCUGGACGAAUGCUUCCUCCCCGCCCCUCCUUUCGGCCCAUCGCCGCUCUUUUUGGGUGGGGUGGAAGGGGACAAAAGGGGGAAAGCUAGGGAGGAAGAUGGGGGGGAAGGAGCGCAUGAGGGCGCGGCUGUGUUGAUGGCAGCAGGGCGCUGUGGGCGGGAGCAUGAGGCUGAGGGAAUCCGUUGUCAUGAGGUGUGGGGAGCGAUUGCUGGGUUCAAGCACUCGCGUUUUCACAGUCUGCUGCAAGGCCAGCCGGUUGCUCCAGACGAAUGCCUCUUCUGCCAUGACCAGGUGAGACGCUCAGGGGAGGCCGCAGCGUGGCGUGGGGGGGUUGAGUGGGGGAUGAGGAGAGGAGGUGGGGGGGUGGCCGCAGCGUCCCCUCUUACUAACCCCCACAUCCCCACCCCCAAUCAACCAACCCCCUUUAACCUCACCCCCCAUUUCAACCGCCCCCUGGAACCGCUCUCCCUCCCCCCUUUUCUUCCUCCAUACCCCUCCCCACCCACGAUGAUCCCUGUACAGUCCUUCACAGGUGGGGCUGCUGGUCACAAGUGGGGCUGCUGGUCACAAGUGGGGCUGCUGGUCACAGGUGGGGCUGCUGGUCCUGGUGUUACGGCGCUGGUGCUGGUGCCUGGUGCUGGCGUGACGGCGCUGGUGCCGGUGCCUGGUGCUGGCGUGACGGCGCUGGUGCCGGUGCCUGGUGCUGGCGUGACGGCGCUGGUGCUGGUGCAUGGUGCUGAUGGGGCGCGACGGGUGGGACGAACUGCAGACGGGCUACAGGCUGGGCGGGAUCUGACGGUAGGAGGCGCGCAAGCGCUGGUGCGAUCGCCGGUGCGCUGGCGGUGA
This is a messenger RNA of Closterium sp. Naga37s-1, 1509 nucleotides long. Lineage: Eukaryota; Viridiplantae; Streptophyta; Zygnematophyceae; Desmidiales; Closteriaceae. The record is from the annotation of a GenBank genome assembly.